GUCUCAGCGGCCAAUAAUUACCUUAUCCUUCUGCUUUCGACAUCCAAACUACACAGUAGGCACUAUAUAUAUAAAGCCCAUCUAAUCUAAUCUCCCAAAAGUUCAGACACUCCUCUCGAGCUAGACCAUCCCAGCUGGGUUGCCCUUGACAAGCUCACAACACUCUGAACCAAGCACUCGCAUCUUCAAUCUUUGUGCCCAAUGGCUCUCCAGGCAGCUGCUCUUCUUCCAUCUGCUCUCUCUGUGCACAAAGAGGGAAAGUCUAAUGCAUCUCUUAAAGACACAGUGUUCUUUGGGGCUUCUCUCUCAGACCAUCUCAAAUUUGAUUCUAACCCCACAGCGAGAACAAAGAUGGAAUUCAGCCAAGGAAAGUUAUCAAUUGGACCCAUCAGAGCCCAGACAGCAGUUACAACUCCAUCAAUGAACCAGGCUGCACAGGAAGGGAAGAAAACGCUGAGAAAGGGGAAUGUGCUAAUCACUGGAGCCUCAUCAGGUCUGGGACUAGCCACAGCCAAAGCUCUAGCUGAAACAGGGAAGUGGCAUGUAAUAAUGGGCUGCAGAAAUUUUCUGAAGGCAGAGAAAGCUGCCAAGGCGGUUGGCAUUGCUAAGGAGAACUACACUGUGAUGCACCUUGAUCUUGCAUCCCUCGAUAGUGUCCGGCAGUUUGUAGAUAACUUCAGGCGAUCAGGCAAGCCACUUGAUGUGGUAGUCUGCAAUGCAGCCGUCUACCUACCCACAGCUAAGGAGCCUACUUUCACUGCUGAAGGGUUUGAACUCAGUGUUGGGACUAACCACCUUGGACAUUUCCUUCUCUCUCGUUUGCUGUUGGAUGACCUCAAGCAGUCAGACUACCCAUCUAGGCGGCUCAUUAUUGUUGGAUCAAUUACAGGGAACACAAACACCUUGGCUGGGAAUGUCCCCCCUAAAGCUAACCUUGGAGACCUUAGGGGACUUGCAGGAGGCUUGAAUGGAAUCAACAGCUCAAGCAUGAUUGAUGGGGGAGAAUUUGACGGUGCCAAGGCCUACAAGGACAGCAAAGUCUGCAACAUGCUUACCAUGCAGGAAUUCCACAGGCGUUACCAUGAGGAGACUGGAAUUGCAUUUGCCUCCCUCUACCCUGGUUGCAUUGCUACAACUGGUUUAUUUAGAGAGCACAUCCCCUUGUUUAGGCUCCUCUUCCCUCCCUUCCAAAAGUACAUCACAAAGGGCUAUGUCUCAGAAGAAGAAGCAGGCAAAAGGCUUGCACAGGUGGUGAGUGAUCCAAGUCUGACCAAGUCAGGUGUAUACUGGAGCUGGAACAAGGACUCGGCCUCCUUUGAGAACCAGCUCUCACAAGAAGCUAGCAAUGCAGACAAGGCGCGCAAGGUGUGGGAGAUCAGUGAGAAGCUUGUUGGUUUGGCUUGAAUGAGCACCCAAAGAAAUGGUUCUUACUGCUGGCAUAUAUUUGCCAUGGAAUAGGAGAUCAAGAAACAUCUGGGUACAAAAUGAGUUAUCCACCCCCAGGGUUUGGAUGUUUUGCUGUUGUUGUACGUGCAGCCUCCUUGUAUACAAUUAGAAAAUCUUGAGUUACUUGGAGAAAAUAAAAUUAGUUAUUCAUUCUACAAAA
This is a messenger RNA of Nelumbo nucifera (sacred lotus), 1606 nucleotides long. Its product is annotated as protochlorophyllide reductase-like. Gene Ontology annotation, molecular function: protochlorophyllide reductase activity. Lineage: Eukaryota; Viridiplantae; Streptophyta; Magnoliopsida; Proteales; Nelumbonaceae. The record is from RefSeq and is a predicted model, not a curated record.